Molecule: messenger RNA, 975 nt
Organism: Python bivittatus (Burmese python)
Lineage: Eukaryota; Metazoa; Chordata; Lepidosauria; Squamata; Pythonidae
Source: RefSeq, a predicted model, not a curated record
UCAAAGCCAUUUUGCUGCUAUGAUUGUCUUCGAUGUCCUGAUGGGAAGAUUGCUAACCAGGAAGAUAUGGAUGACUGUUUUCAUUGUUCAGAAGAUCAGUACCCAAACAAUAGCCAAGAUUUGUGUCUCCCAAAAGUUUUAACAUUCCUGAUGUACGAAGAAUUUUGGGGAACUAUUUUAGCCAGCUCUGCUCUUUUCUGUUCUUUCAUUACGGCUGUAGUCCUCAGGAUUUUUAUUAAACAUCAGGACACUCCUCUAGUUAAAGCCAAUAACCGGAACCUGACUUACAUUCUCCUCAUUGCUAUCUUGUUGUCUUUUCUUUGUGCCUUGCUAUUCAUUGGCCAGCCAUCCAAGGUGGCAUGUGUCCUUCGUCAAACUGCUUUUGGGGUUAUCUUCUCAGUGGCCAUUUCUUGUGUUUUAGCCAAAACUGUCAUUGUGGUUCUCGCUUUUAUGGCCACCAAGCCUGAGACCAAGAUCACCAAAUGGGUGGGGAAUAAACUUGCCAUGUCUGUAGUAUUUGGCUGCUCUUUUAUUCAAGUUAUGGUUUGUACUACAUGGCUGACAACUUCUCCCCCAUUCCCAGAUGCUGACAUGAGUUCAAUGGCAGAAGAAAUAGUUCUGGUGUGUAAUGAAGGAUCCAACUAUAUGUUCUACUGUGUCUUGGGCUAUUUGGGCUUCCUUGCCUUUGUUAGCUUCAUGGUGGCUUUCUUAGCAAGGAAAUUGCCUGAUGCUUUCAAUGAAGCCAAGUUUAUCACUUUCAGCAUGUUGGUCUUCUGUAGUGUUUGGUUGUCCUUUGUCCCAGCGUAUCUGAGCACGAAGGGAAAAUAUACAGUUGCUGUGGAGAUCUUCUCCAUUAUAGCCUCUAGUGCUGGGUUACUGAUUUGCAUCUUUUCUCCCAAAUGCUACAUCAUUGCGUUGAGGCCUGAUCUGAACAAAAAAGAAAAACUAAGAAUAAAAAACAGUACAAUAAUAUAA